AUGCCCGAUACUUUAUCUCUUGACUUCAAGAGCUCUGCAUUACUUAUUGCGUUAGUUCUGGUUCCCGUCGUCAUCUUAUUCUGUGCCGUCGCCAUCGCCCUUGCCUGUUCUGAGUACUGCAGCGGCCGCUUCAGAAGCUUCUCGUGCUUCUCGUGCGUCUCGUGCCAGAAACGCUUCCGCAGGAAGAAGCGCCUCCACUCUGACCUCGAGAGUGGCAACGGUCAAGGCACCGAGUCCUCUGAGUCGCCGCUGGAGUACGAGCAGCCUGUUCGAAGUCGAUCACAAUUCUAG
Penicillium argentinense is the source of this 291-nucleotide messenger RNA. RefSeq lists its product as uncharacterized. NCBI's taxonomy places the organism in Eukaryota, Fungi, Ascomycota, Eurotiomycetes, Eurotiales, Aspergillaceae. The record is from RefSeq and is a predicted model, not a curated record. Bases 1 to 291 code for a protein of 96 amino acids. The transcript has a single exon.